Molecule: messenger RNA, 1469 nt
Organism: Haliotis rufescens (red abalone)
Lineage: Eukaryota; Metazoa; Mollusca; Gastropoda; Lepetellida; Haliotidae
Product: tropomyosin-like
Exons: 1
Coding region: 106-960 (284 amino acids)
Biological process (GO): muscle contraction; actin filament organization
Cellular component (GO): actin filament
Molecular function (GO): actin filament binding
Source: RefSeq, a predicted model, not a curated record
CCCGCCGUCAACAACCUACAGUCCGCUCCUUGAGAUUAUCUCUACAACUUUGUAGUAUAAAGUACUUUCCGUUUAGAUUAACGACUCACCACCAACCAAGUAACCAUGGACGCCAUCAAGAAGAAGAUGCUCUCCAUGAAGUCCGACAAGGACAACGCACUUGAAAAAUCCGAGAUGUUUGAACAGCAACUUAAAGACAUUGAGGAACAGAAGGCUAAGGUUGAGGAGGACCUCCACGAUCUCCAGAAGAAAUUUUCCAAUCUCGAGGUAGAAUUUGACAACGUCAACGAACAGCACCAGGAGGCAAAUGCCAAGUUGGAGACGUCUACCAAGAGAGUCACCGAGAUGGAACAAGAGGUCAGUAGUACGUCCUCCAGGGCUACCAUGUUGGAGGAAGAUCUGGAGAGGUGCGAGGAGAAACUGCAGACAGCCACUAUCAAGCUGGAGGAGGCAUCCAAGGCUCAGGAUGAAACGGAGAGAUCACGCAAAGUUCUGGAGAAUAAGAGCAGUGCUGACGAUGAGCGCAUCGAUCAGCUAGAAACUCAACUGAAGGACGCUAAGUAUAUCGCCGAGGAAGCUGAAAGAAAGUAUGACGAAACUGCCCGUAAGUUAGCCAUGACAGAUUCCGAUCUGGAGCGAGCUGUCACCCGUUUUGAGGCUGCUGAAACCAAAUCCAUUGAACUGGAUGAAGAAUUGAAGGUCGUUGGAAACAACAUGAAGUCCCUUCAGAUCAGCGAGCAGGAAGCUUGCCAAAGAGAGGAGACUUUCGAGGAGACCGUCAAAGACCUGACCCACAAGCUCAAGGAGUCGGAGCACCGCGCUGCGGAGGCUGAGAGGACAGUGUCCAAACUCCAGAAGGACAUCGACCGCCUGGACGAUGAGCUACUUACAGAGAAGGAGAAGAACAAGGCCAUCCAUGACGAGUUGGACCAGACAUUCGCCGAGCUCGCCGGAUACUAACUGAAUGUGUAUUUCAUCCAUGAAAGAUGUCAGUGUUCUUCACACUUCUAAUGAAUAUUUUCUAUACUGUGACUCGUCGGAUACUGGAUUUGGACAUAACGGUGAAUAGGAAAAUUGUCACUUAUUUAUGUUAAUUUAUGCUUAUAUUUAUUUCAACAAUCUUGCCGUAAUAUUGAUUGUUCCAUUUGCCAACUAUACACACAUAAACCCAAAACGGUUGAACUAACAAUGUGCUUUACAAUAGUGCUUGUCAACAGGUGACAUAAGGCUAUACUCCGAGCGGCGUUUCUACCAGGAAAAUAUGUGCUCGUUACUGACUCCGAAGGAUGUCAGUGACUUCUCUCCAUAUGCUGCAACCAUACAUGAAGUACUUGUGUUGAUAUAUUGUCACAGCUAACGUGGCAGUAUGUGGAACAUCACUACCGCUCUUUCAACCAUGUACAUAGCAACUUUUAAUGAUCUGACCGAUGUGCUGAAGUAUAAUUUUUGAAAUAAACCAUUUUGUUUCA